AUGGGGCUGCAACAAUCACCGCUCAUGACCCUCUGUUUGUGUUUGCAGAUGCCGUCGUCGGCUAUUCUAGGGCUAGCUGUUACACCUCCUUGGGUUUAUUCGUCAUCUCAUCUCAGGCUACUGUGGGAGCUUCUGGGAAGAAAGAAACAAAGCGCUUCUGUGCUCCACCCAAUCGCGAUUCACCCCCUGUUAGAGACUCCGCCCACUCCCGUCUCCCUAAGCUUUUUCCGGCAGAUUGCAGAGCCACUGCCGGCGUCUGGUUGCUCCAAACCUCCGGCGACUUCCCUCUCAACCUGCAAGAAUGAACCAACAUGCAAAAGCCUGAGUUUUGAAUAG
Molecule: messenger RNA, 336 nt
Organism: Lactuca virosa
Lineage: Eukaryota; Viridiplantae; Streptophyta; Magnoliopsida; Asterales; Asteraceae
Source: the annotation of a GenBank genome assembly